UGACAUAAACCUAAGACUCCGUUCACGGAUGCCUCGGCAGAUUAAUUUUUAGCUGGCGAAUUUUUAGCCUGUGGCGGUCUUAAACGCACCCUAGAGUAAUGACAAGCAUCCGAGACUGUCACAUAUAUCAAUCUCGAAUCUAAAUCAUAUUAAGUAUUCUUUGAUCUAAACAUUGUGUAAAUUACAGUAUUAUAUGUAUACUAAUCUAAACCAAGAUCAACUUUCAUUAGAAAAAUAUUAGCAGGUCAUAGUAAUUAGUGCAGAUUGCAGAGAUAAGCUGAGAUAGUACACUAUUUACGUCAUAAGAAGACAAAAACAUGUCCCGUCAGUGCUUUUUGAGAUGUUUGUUGGAUUCACACUCGCCUAUAAGGCUGCCGCACAACGUCGAAAUCGUUGUCGGCCGUAGCAGAAUUACUAAAAUCAAGGACCCGUCUUGUUCUCGGCAGCAGUUAAGUUUCAAAGCUGAUUGUGACAAUUGCACAGUUGAAGUCAAACAACUAGGAGUAAAUCCUUCCGGUCUCAAUGGCUUCGCUCUAACAAAAUGUGGUACUCUGAAAGUGAAUCAUGGUACUCGCAUUGAAAUAUUGUUAAAUCAUUACAUUCAUGUGAUUGAAUUUGAUCCGCCGCCUGAGGACAAUGAUCUACCCACAACAAAGAGAAAAUUAGAAGAUGUAAUUUCUCCAAUUAAAAAUAAAAUCUCAAAAUUGACAUCAGAUAGCACCCAUAGCACACAAGAAACAGAAAAUUCUAUAGAUGGUGUUGCCAUUUCUUCAUGGGAUGAAAUAGACAAGGGAGAGCUGUAUGUUUUCACUAUGAAGGGCACAAAACCUAGUAAGAAAAUAGCAGCUUUCGACAUGGAUGGUACACUGAUCACAACCAAGUCUGGUAAAGUUUAUCCUGUCGAUACUCAUGACUGGAAAAUUAUAUUUCCUAAUGUUACACAAAAAUUGAAAGAACUACUCACAUAUGGGUUCAAAAUUGUCAUUCUAAGUAAUCAAGCUCCUAUAGGAAAUGGGCGGGUGAAAAUAGAAGAUUUCAAGAUAAAAAUUGAAAAUGUGGUCUCAAAGAUAGACGUACCCAUUGAAGUUUACAUUGCUACUGGAAAAGGCAUUUAUAGGAAACCUGCUACUGGGAUGUGGAAAGUUUUAGCUGAACAGAAAAACGGAGGACUGGAGAUAAAUAUGAACGAAAGUUUUUAUUGCGGCGACGCAGCCGGCAGACUCGCUAAAUGGGCACCAGGGAAGAAAAAAGACCACUCUAUGGCUGACAAAUUACUGGCUGAAAAUUUAGGACUCAAGUUUUACACACCAGAACAAUUCUUCCUUGGACAUUCUGGGACUAAUAUUCCAAUGGCUAAACCAGAUUUUGUGCCUAAAGAACUGAAAUCCGAGCCAUUUAAUGAAAAUUUAAUAAGUGCUGUAAAGGAGAUUCUUGUACUAGUGGGAUAUCCAGGCAGUGGCAAAUCGUUUUUGGCGAAUCAAAUAGAGAAGAAAUCUGCACAAAGAUAUGUGGCAGUCUGUAGAGAUAUAUUGGGCACUUGGCAAAAAUGUGCAGCUAAAGCUACAGAAUUAGUUAAGCUAGGAAAAAGCGUCAUAGUCGACAGUACAAAUCCAGACAGAGAGUCUCGAGCUCGAUGGACAUCUCUGGCCAAAGAUUUAAAAGUACAAUGCCGUUGCGUCAAGUUGACGACGACUAAGGCCCACGCGCAACACAAUAACAGAUUCCGGGAAUUAAUGAAAAUUAAACACGUUCCUGUUAACGAUAUUAUAUUUCAUACUUAUAAAAACAAAUUCAAUGAACCAGCACCAUGCGAAGGCUUCAAAGAAGUUAUAGAAGUGAAAUUCAAUCCAAGUUUUGAAGACGAAGAUACAGAAAAGAUGUACAGAAUGCAUUUGUUAGAAAAAUAAAUAGAGGUAUUUAUAAAAUAAACAUAC
Hyposmocoma kahamanoa is the source of this 1934-nucleotide messenger RNA. RefSeq lists its product as uncharacterized. The transcript is spliced from 6 exons. NCBI's taxonomy places the organism in Eukaryota, Metazoa, Arthropoda, Insecta, Lepidoptera, Cosmopterigidae. Gene Ontology annotation, molecular function: ATP-dependent polydeoxyribonucleotide 5'-hydroxyl-kinase activity; polynucleotide 3'-phosphatase activity; double-stranded DNA binding. The record is from RefSeq and is a predicted model, not a curated record. Bases 318 to 1907 code for a protein of 529 amino acids. Gene Ontology annotation, biological process: DNA repair.